UUGAAAUUAUAGUUGCCAUUCCUUCUCCAAUGAGAGGUUGGUUCAUUGGGCUGACUCUGUGCUCAUUCAGUUAAACUGAUAGGAUGAAUCACUAGUUUUUUUAAGGUAAGAUUACAGUUCUAAUGCUUGAUUAUUUCUUUCUCUGUAGGGAGUACAAGAAGAUAAUCAUGAGUUGUACUGACAUCCAGUUCUAAUUAAAGUAAUGACCAUGGACUGUCCAGAAUUGAAUCACUGCAAUGAUCACACUUUACUUGGAAACUUAGAAUCAGAGAAAGAUUCAAACUCUUUAAUCAUAGAUAUUCCACAUUCUCUCAAUGAUGGUUCUGGUGGCAACUGGAAUCAGAAUAAUAAUUUAAGUGAUCUAGAAAGAGAGUGGAAUGUUGAUCAAUGUCUCAUUGUUUCAGAAAAUGGUGAAAAGCGGUGGAAGUGCAGCCUAUGUUCAAAACUUUAUACUGCUAAACAUAAUCUUGUUACUCACAUGCUAGGGCAUGCUGGAGUAAGAAGGUUCACAUGUGAAGUUUGUAACAAAUCUUUUAAACAACAAAGUCAUUUAAAUGCUCAUCAAUUAAUACACUCGGACAGAAGACCACAUGAAUGCCCAACAUGCCAGAGAAGGUUCUGUCAAGUAGCUCAUCUUAAACGACACAUGUUAAUACAUCAGAGAGGAAAUUUCCACAAAUGUCACCUAUGUGAACGUAGAUUUGCUUUCCCUAGUGAGUUAAGGGUGCACUUAGAAAAGCACAAACAAGAGGGUACAUAUGUAGAAGGUGAAAACCAUGGCCAAAACAUAGAUAAUGUUGAGGAGUCCACUGGAGGACGAAGAAAAAAGGUACAUCAGAUCACAUGUGAGGUUUGUCAACGUGUUUUUAUGUAUCCAAGUCAACUGAAAGAUCAUAUGAUUGUUCAUACACAGACUCGACGUUAUUCAUGCAAUGUAUGUGGGAUGAAGUUUAUGAAAGAGCAUCACUUGAAAACACAUCGAUUGACCCAUAGUUCUGUGAAACCUUUUUUCUGUCCAAUAUGUGGACGAAGUUUUUCUCUUAAGGCAAACAUGGAAAGACAUGUGUUGGUUCACAGUGCAGACAGGCGAUUUUCCUGUGAAGUUUGUGGUAAGAAGUUCACUCAAGCCCAAACACUACGAGCUCACAUGGUUUCCCACUCAGAAGUUAAACCUUAUUCAUGUUCAAUUUGUGGUAAAGGCCUUUCAAGAGCUCAUAAUCUUCGUGCUCAUAUGGCUCUUCACAAAAAUAGCAAACCCCAUAAGUGCUCUUUCUGUGGAAGUUCUUUUACACUCAAAGGUAAUCUACAAAGGCAUAUGAAGGAAAAACAUGGUAGUGUUGAGGUAGCAACAACAAAAGAAGUGACAGGCAAAAAGAUUGAUUCCUGUAAGUCCCAUAUGAACUGUAGUAAUGUUUUAACACCAAGUCAACCAAUGAAUAAUGCUCAGGAUUACCACACACCAUUAAAUGAAGCUGAACCUAAAGCAACAAAACGAAGGAAAAACACCCCUAAGAGGCUAAAAAAGUAUGGUUGUACUGAAGAAGAAAAUUAUCAUGAUGUUGAUGGAGUUGGCCCUUUGCAAAAAUCUGAAAAGUCUAAUGAGGAGGAAACAGAAUGCCCAGAAGUCUGUACUCAGCCUGAAUCUGUUGUUCCUGAGACAGUCCUCUCAGCAGAAGAAAACAGUGGAGAGAGUACUCUCCCUCAGUCUUCUAGACUGGGGGAUAUUUUUCAUACUUCUUCUAGUUAUUUCCCACCUUACUCUACACCCGACUUUUCAUCCGACCACAAACCUUUUACUUAUCUCCAUUCAGUACAACAUGGUCAAGUUUCUAUGGGAGCUUCUCCAUAUGGUCCUGUGAACCCUAGUCCUGUCAUCAGCACAACCCCUAUUAGUUCUAUUAUGAGUCCUUUGGCACAGAACUACUAUGUUGAACAUCCAGGCUUUUCUUCUUGUCUCCCUCCUCCUGCUGAUGAUAUCACCAUAAAAGUUCAGGCUUUGCAUACAGCAAUAGAUGAGUUAGCAGGAAAACUGAAUUCCCCACACAACAAGGUUGUAGCUGUGCAUGCUGCUGUUAGUGAGUUAGUAAACACCCCCUCCUCUACAAAUAUGUGUUCAUAGCAGUCUUAGACUGUCUUUUUUUUUUUUCUCACUAUAUUGUUUAUGUAAAUUUAAGUCAUUCAUUUCAUUUGCAUAUUAAUGUGUGCCAAAUCUAAUUUCAAAGUUGAUAUAUUUGUUAGUGAAAUUACCGUAUACUGCAGCUACAGAGUGGUCUACCAGCAUAGGACAGUCUUAGAAGUUUUAUUUACUGCUGUUGAAACAUAACAUUUAUGUUAUCUAUAUUUAUUGAAGAUUAAUUUUUUUUAAUGAAGUACAUUUUGUUGGAACAUAUCAAUGUAAUGGUGUAAAAUUAAUGGUUUUUUUCAUUUUUAACAACAAAUCAAGCCUGAUUUUUAAAUAUAGAAUGUGAAUAUCUGAAUAACUUUCAUUAUGAAAGUGAAGAAAUAACCCAAGAUAAUUGGAUAUGCACAACAGGAUAUUUAGUAUGUACAACAUAUUAGAAAUUUUUGUGUUAAUUUUUCAGCAUAUGCCAUAAAUCAAAUCAACAUAAAUUAUGUGCAUGUAUGUAUACAUGUAUAUUUCAGGGCCUGCGAAUCACAAAAGUUUUUCGAAUCAAAUCAAAUUGGCUGUGCAUAUAUAGAUUAUAGGGUAUAUAUAGGCUGAAUUAAAUUUUAAAUUAAAUAGAGAAUGCCUCUACACAUAGUUAAUAAUGAGUAUAAAAAAUACAUCUUUCUGAGAACAAAAGACAAAGUAAAUCUUUCUAAAAAUAAAAGAUAUAAUGUGCUUAAAUAUCUUGAAGAAGAAUGGUACAAUAGUGUUAUUACAACAAAAUGGGUUCCAGUAUAUAGACUGAAUUAAAAACUAAACUCUGAAGUUUACUGGAAGUGAUGUAGAUUCAAAAAAUAUUGAAUUGGAGCCCUAACUAACAAAUCGAAUCUCAAAGCUUCUUGGGGCCCUAAUAUAUGUAUAUUUAUUUUCUUUUUUUGUUAAUAUGAUAUGCCAUUUUAUGUAAAUUCAACCGAAAUGUACAUUAUCACCAAAUAAUGUACAUAUAUCAGUAUGGAACAAUGAAGAAUUGGUCAUUAUUGGAUCUUUGGGUGAAUACUUAAUGUUUAUGUUUGCAGAUGUAAUUCAUUACAUAUAAUGUGUGUAUGUAGUAAGUUACCGAAUAUUAUGUUUCAUGUAGCACACUAGAUAUUAGACUCACUGAUUUUCCUGUAUUAUGUACUUGAGUCAAAACAAAUGUCUCGAACUUAAAACAUAGUUUGGGAAGGUAUUCAGCUAUCUAUUGUUUUACCAAUUGUUUGUUGAACCAAUGACUAUUUUUACUAAUGUCAUAACAUUUUACAAUGUCAUAACUUACAUGAGUUUUAUUAGAUAUGAUGUAAGAAAUCAUAGUAACUAUUUACUAUUGUAUAUCUUGUAGAUUAUAUAAACAUUUGUAUGUUGGAGCUUGGAAAGCUCCUUGUCCAUAUAUACAUAUAUAUAUAUAUAUUUUUUUUGUUUUGCUCUUUCACUCCACUCAACUGUCAGCUCUUAAAGUAUGAUUAUGAACUUACUUCACCCAAAAUCUCGGUAAAUAACCACAAGAUAAAAAAUGUUUAUUUUUAAAAGAUUCAAAACAUACUCUUCAUUUUCAUAUAAACAUAAAUCUCUUUAAUCCCUUACCCACGGCGGAUCGGUGGUAAGUUUCAUGAUUUGCAAUACUCAAAUUUAGGGUUGAUUCCUCACUGUGUACACGGUACAGAUAGCCCAUUGCUGUGCACUAAAAAACCAACAAUAACAACUAAUCUGUGUCUCGGGUUUUAAUUCUAUAAUUAAGUCAAGAAAAUAAACUCAGUUUUUCAUUUAGCAUGCUUAAUGUAUAUUUUCACUUCUGCAAUUGUAAAAUGUAAAGUACAUCAUCAAGCUUAAAAAAAAACCAAUACCUCAUGUUUUAACUUUCAAUUUUAUUUUUAAUGUUGAUUAAUAUCCAAAAAAGGAAAAGACUAUUUGCUGAAAACGUAAUACCAUCCAAUGCUGGUUGUUAGAUGUGUUAUAUAAAAGCAUACUAACAAUCACUGUAUUUAGUAUUUCUUGUGUCAAGUAUUUAUCUAGGGAAUGUAUACUAAAGUUACUCAUUUUUGAGAAUAGUUUUUGAGUCAUUACAUGCAGAUUGAGGAUCUCAUUAAUUCAUGUUCCAGGGGACCAGUAUUUAGCACAGAUAAAUUCAAAUGGUAAUAUAUGUAUAUACACUUUUGAUUUAAUUUUGAAAGAGUUUACAUCAGAACUCUGAUAAAGAAGAUUUGUACAGUGUAAUUAGUUUGUUUUGUGCUGGCACAAAUUUGAGGGUACUUGUCUUGUUUAUGGUAGAUGUUGCUACUCUUUCACCUGAUUAAAUGGUGAGAUUUCAUUAUACAUAAUUCAUACAGAAAUUAUUAUCUACAAGAUUUAUAAUUCUAAGUGUUUCACAACUUCUAUUAAAUCACCAGUGAACUGUUUAACUGUAUAGAAAAGAAGGAGUAAGGUUACGAUUGUUAAUUUUUCUUAAAGAAAUACUCACUCUCUAACAAUGUAAAUGUGAUAAAGAGUAGAAAUAGGAACAAAUUGAAUGUUGUUGAUAUACUUUUUUAGUUAACCCUAUCUUGAAAAUGGGGAUUCAAGUGGACCCCAGUGCUCUUUUUUUUUAAUUUCUCAUUAAAGGAGGAGACUGAGCACUCCUUGUGUAUUCUAUUGUCUGAUUAUGAUGAAGUACAUAAUUAUAUUGUUUCGUGUAGGUGUUACAUAUAUUGAGUGGAAAAUUCAGGGCACUUGUACAGUUAACUUGAUGGUAAAAAUUGUGGAAUGUUUUGACAUUUAGGUCCGUAUGAAAAACUUGACAUACUUAGUUAAUAUAAGAACUCUCAAACUCAGAUAGUUACUAGCUCUGUUGUUUUUGUUUGAACAGUGUACUUGAUGCUGAAAGGUCAAGGUGGGUGCACUGCUUUCAACUGCUUGACCCUUUCCUUUCAAAAUAUAAAAUAUGUUAAAUCUGUUAGCAUAUAUUAUUAAUAAAAUUGUUGUCUAAACACCAUAUUAACUAUUUAUUUGAUUAUAUAACAGUGUGUCCAUUUGGACUCUUGUUGUGCAACAUCAUAACAUUGCUUACAUUUGUAGAUGAGAGUUAAAUUUUAUCAUUACACAACACUGUACCACAUGAACAUUCAAUAUUACAUGAUUUAUAACGUGUUUAUUGAAAUGUAUAAGUAACAGUGCAAGGUAAACAUGAAGUUAUUAUAACAUGAAACUUUUAUUCUGAGUAAAUUUCAAUUUUCCACUGUUGUGGGAAAUUUGUAUGUUUUUGAUGAGUAAAAGAUGUAUAUUUGUUUCAAAUGUCAGUACUAUUUUGUUUUAAACAUUGUUACAGAAAGAAGUCUGAAAUGUAGUGUAAAACAAAAUAUAGGUUUUCUAUAUAACAAGUCGUUAUACACAUCUUAAUAUGUAAUAACUUUCAAACAAGGGUAAAGAUGUUGGUCUCAAAAUGGUAUGGUGUUAUUAGCACAAUGUUCUUCCAGUAAGAUGGGGUACCACCCCAUUUUGUAUGUGUUUGUGAGGCACUAAAUACUGCCAUAGAAAUUGUUGGAUUAACUAUAUAAAGCCAUUACUCUAGCUACCACAUUCUUCAGACUUAAUGUUGUUGGAUUUUGGCUGUGGGAGACAUGCCAAGCCUAAGGUUUAAACUCCACAUCCAGCAUACUGAUCUCAGUGAUCAUAUGAAGGAUACAGUUGAUGCAAUUCCAGAAUGUGUACUUGGGUGUAUUUCACAAGGCAAGGAUGCCUGAUGAAAUACGCUGAGGCUGACAUGGCUAUGUGCAGACAGUAUUAUAAAACAGACAAAUAUUUAAACCAACUUGUCUUCUACAAUGUUUCUAAUGUUCUUCGUUUAAUAAGUCUGAUAUUUUAAGUUGUGCACAGCCACUUGUGGACACCAUAUAAUUUUUGUUGUUGAAUCACUUUUAUUACCUUAAAACAGAAAUUGAAGUAAUGUUAUUUAAGGUAGUUUAUCAUUAAAAAAGUAGCUUAAAUAAGUAUUACUCACAUGUUAACCUUUAUUGUGAAAUUCAUUCUUUCUUAAAACACUAAUGCUUCUUUUCUUUUGUAAAACAGCUUAACUCCUUAUUUGAAUGUAUACAAUAAGAUCUAUCAAUCAGGAAUCUUCCUUUAGAAUAUCUUUCAAAUCCUUAAACAUACUACAUUGAACCUUUGUCUUUAAUACUUCAGAAUAUAAUUUUUGAAAUAUUAAAAAAAUUUCUUUGGAUAUUUAAUAGUGUAAUAAUUUACUGAUAGAGAAUGAUUCUGAAAUACGGAAUUUGAUGCGUAGUAGGCCACUUUGUUCCACGUAUAAUAGUUAGUACUGGCAGUACUUAAAACUGCUAUAUUGAUUGGGGUUAUAUGAUAUUUUUGUGAUUAAGAAUGAAUUGUAAGAGUUUUCUUUGUGUGUAUAGAAAAGUUUAAAAGGUAUUCACUCUUUAAUUUCUGUCAGAUGUACAUAUAUAUAUAUAUAUAUUUUCAAAUUUUUAUACUUCACUAAUAACAUUUCUACCACUAAAAAUACAUGACUAUGUUAGAAGAUUAAGUUUUAAGGCAAGAGAAUAAAUAGUGCUUACCUCUCAUUAUUCUAAAUAAUUAACAUUUAUACUUGCCAUUGUAGUUCUUAAUUUCUGUUCUCAUCAGUACACUUAGGUAGAUAUCUUUAUAUAUACAUAUACAAGUUUCUAAUUGUGGAAACUAAUUUCAGUAUAAUUUUCACAGUAAUAUUGCAAUUUACUUGUAUAGCGCUGUUUUAUAUAAUGUAAAUAAUCAAGUUCUUGUGAUAUAUUCUUAUAAUAGUUUGAAGUCAUGAGUGCUGUCAUGACUAUCUAUACCACAAAUUCCAUUUUUAGUUAUUGUUAUUACUUCUUUAUAUUUAAAUACUUGUCAUUAGAUGAAGAGAUUGGUGAUAUGUCUUCUGUAAGUUUCUUUCUAGUGUAGCUAAAGUUAAUUGUGAUAAUAAACUAUAUGGUUAACUCAAGUAGAUCCAUUUGAUUCUUUCCAAAUAAAAUAUUGAUCCUUUAACCCUUUUGUUGCGUA
Limulus polyphemus (Atlantic horseshoe crab) is the source of this 7147-nucleotide messenger RNA. Its product is annotated as zinc finger protein 366-like. Gene Ontology annotation, cellular component: nucleus. Gene Ontology annotation, biological process: regulation of transcription by RNA polymerase II. NCBI's taxonomy places the organism in Eukaryota, Metazoa, Arthropoda, Merostomata, Xiphosura, Limulidae. The transcript has a single exon. Bases 203 to 2119 code for a protein of 638 amino acids. The record is from RefSeq and is a predicted model, not a curated record. Gene Ontology annotation, molecular function: DNA-binding transcription factor activity, RNA polymerase II-specific; RNA polymerase II cis-regulatory region sequence-specific DNA binding.